Sorex fumeus (smoky shrew) is the source of this 4213-nucleotide messenger RNA. It is a transcript of the gene PFKFB2, whose product is annotated as 6-phosphofructo-2-kinase/fructose-2,6-biphosphatase 2. NCBI's taxonomy places the organism in Eukaryota, Metazoa, Chordata, Mammalia, Eulipotyphla, Soricidae. Gene Ontology annotation, molecular function: 6-phosphofructo-2-kinase activity; ATP binding; fructose-2,6-bisphosphate 2-phosphatase activity. The transcript has 15 exons. Gene Ontology annotation, cellular component: cytosol. Bases 81 to 1637 code for a protein of 518 amino acids. Gene Ontology annotation, biological process: fructose 2,6-bisphosphate metabolic process; fructose metabolic process. The record is from RefSeq and is a predicted model, not a curated record.
GUGAGCUCGGCGGCCUCCACGUGACUCGGCGGCCGCGUCGGCGGUUCCGGCGGGCGCGCGACGUCUCUCGGAGAACUGCCAUGUCUGGGAAUCCUGCGCCCAACCCAGAACAGAACAACAACAGCUAUGAGCCCAAACCCUCCAGCUUCCGCAUGUCUGAGAAGAAAUGCUCUUGGGCCUCCUACAUGACCAACUCUCCAACACUCAUUGUCAUGAUUGGCCUGCCAGCCCGUGGCAAAACCUACGUGUCCAAGAAACUCACCCGUUAUCUCAACUGGAUUGGUGUGCCCACCAAAGUGUUUAACCUCGGCGUGUACAGGCGGGAGGCGGUCAAGUCCUAUAAGUCCUAUGACUUCUUCCGGCAUGACAAUGAGGAGGCCAUGAAGAUCCGCAGGCAGUGUGCCCUGGUCGCCCUGGAAGACGUGAAAGCGUACCUUACCGAGGACUGCGGGCAGAUUGCGGUAUUCGAUGCCACCAACACCACUCGGGAACGGAGAGACAUGAUUCUGAACUUCGCCAAGGAGAAUUCCUUCAAGGUGUUCUUUGUGGAAUCUGUCUGUGAUGAUCCAGACGUCAUUGCGGCCAACAUCCUGGAAGUGAAGGUAUCGAGCCCGGACUACCCUGAAAGGAACCGAGAGAACGUGAUGGAAGAUUUUCUGAAGAGGAUUGAGUGCUACCAGGUCACCUACCGGCCCCUGGACCCUGACAGCUACGACAAGGACCUUUCCUUCAUCAAGGUGAUCAACGUGGGCCAGCGGUUCCUGGUGAACCGGGUGCAGGACUACAUCCAGAGCAAGAUCGUGUAUUACCUCAUGAACAUCCAUGUGCAGCCCCGUACCAUUUACCUGUGCCGCCACGGGGAGAGCGAGUUCAAUCUCCUCGGGAAGAUCGGGGGAGACUCUGGCCUCUCCGCGCGGGGAAAGCAGUUUUCCCAGGCUCUGAGGCAGUUUCUGGAGGAGCAGGAGAUCACGGACCUGAAGGUGUGGACGAGCCAGUUGAAAAGGACCAUCCAGACGGCGGAGUCCCUGGGGGUGACCUAUGAGCAAUGGAAGAUUCUCAACGAGAUCGACGCCGGUGUGUGUGAGGAGAUGACCUACGCGGAGAUCAAGAUGCAGCACCCCGAGGAGUUUGCACUACGAGACCAGGAGAAGUACUUAUACCGCUACCCUGGCGGGGAGUCAUACCAGGACCUGGUGCAGCGGCUGGAACCCGCCAUCAUGGAGCUGGAGCGCCAGGGCAACGUCCUCGUCAUCUGCCACCAGGCUGUCAUGCGCUGCCUUCUGGCCUACUUCCUGGAUAAGGGUGCAGGAGAGCUGCCGUACUUGAGGUGCCCCCUGCAUACCAUCUUCAAACUCACUCCGGUGGCUUAUGGCUGCAAAGUGGAAACAAUCAAACUCAACGUGGAGGCUGUGGACACUCACCGUGACAGGCCAGCUAACAACUUCCCCAAGAACCAAACCCCUGUAAGGACAAGAAGGAACAGCUUUACACCUCUGUCCAGUUCGAAUACAGUAAGGCGUCCGAGAAAUUACAGUGUUGGGAGCCGGCCCCUCCAGCCCCUCAGCCCUCUCCGUGCCCUGGACGUGCAAGAAGGGGCCAACCAGCCGAAGAACCAAGUCAGCAUUCCGGUGGUGUGACCGUGUGUUCCCUGCAGCCUGCCUCCUGCCCUUGUCACUAAUCCCCAAGGACCCCCGCGCUUGCACCUGCCCCCUCUGCCUCCCACCUCCAGCCCCAAGCCCGGGUCGGCUCCAGAAUGAGGGGACUUAGCCACGCCACAGUUGGGGGUGUCUCCCCCACCCAGGGCUAGCUGAGCUGGACACUGUAGGAUGACCCUUGGGGGGCAGAGGGCGUCUGGAGGACAAGGGGUGCACUGUCCCACCGUGCCUGGUCCUCCCCAUUCUGGUGUUUAAUCUCUGUUAUUACGAUGGCUAGGCCAGCUGGGGUGGGCGCAGAGCAUGUUUCCCCCCUCUCCAUCUCUUCGGGGUGUGUCUCAGCCCUUUCCUGCCUGCUGCCCACCCCACCCGUGGCAUUGUGACGGGUGUGUCUGUCUGAGGAAGGGUGGCAGGCAGCAGGCCAGGCUCCAGCUGGCAUCCCGGGAGGUGCCCUAUGCAGGCAUCUGUUCUCCAGCCAGGUCUUGUCAGGUGGACUCAGUGAGCUUGGGCCCAGUUCUCCGGCUCCAGCUGUGGCAUUUAGAAAUCCUCAGAGCCUCACCACCUUUUUGGCACUGUGGGGUUGAGGCUGAAGAGUGGGAGGGCUCGUUUUCCCCUUGCCUUCCUCCGAUUUGCCUGGGAUUGGGGUCUGAAAGAGCGUGUGCAUUCUUCGUGUCCCUGGGACUGCGUCACUCCAGUUAGAAAUGCACUGGGGGGUGUAGGGUGUGGAGAUGUGGCAGGCCCUUGAAUUAGGUCAUUGGGAAACAAGGGGCAUGGAGCAGAAUGACGUUCUCUGGGGGCUGGUUUAUUUAGUCUUUUAAGUCUGCAAGAGCCUGUUAAGAAAAUAGGUGAGGACUUGCUGUACAAAACUGGGUUAGCAGUUUCUCAGAUAAAACAGCUUAAAACUCUGAAUUCUCGUGGUUCUGAUGAGUCUGUUGUUAAGAAUUAAGUGUGAGCAGAUCGUAGGGUUGAAUAGCGGCUCCUCGAAAGCAGGCUGCUGUGCUUUAAUGGGUUAAUCCAGGUUCCAGGGCCACCUGUAAUUCGUCGCAUCUGUGGGUGCGUGGAAUCCAUCACUGUUACCAACUGCCCUUAGCCUCCCUGUAGCGUGAGACAAGCUGCCUCCAGACCUUGGUUCUUUUGGAAGACAAGUGAGGGGAAUGCCCUGCAGUGCUCAGGAGCUAUUCUUCGUUCUGUGCUCAGGAGUGACCCCAGUGGUGGUUGGGGGUAGUACUGGGGUUGUAAGGCCAGUGCCUUGUACUAGCUCUCUGACCCCCAGUCCUUGAUUCUUGCGUGUCCUAUGGAGUGGUGCAUGUGCUACUGCCCGCCUGGUUCUGUCCAGAAUUCCAUUUAAGACAGAGCUACCUGCUGCCCCUCUUUAGGCCUUACACGGUGUGGCCACCAUGGCGUUCUUGCUUCCUGGGAAGGGAAGCACACAUCAGCACAGGGAAGUGCCUUGCUCCAGGGGAGGUUGUCAGAGGAAAUAUGCGUAGUUUGUGAUGAAUGGCCACAGCAGAAUGGCAGCAGGCUGAGAAGACAGGGUCUGGGAGCAGGUAGGAGGGAGGACAGCCUGGGAGUGUGUCCAGUCCCAUCCAGGGCCACCUCGGCUGGAGUCUCUGGCCCAGCCAGACACUGACUUCGCCACUGCUCUGUGGUGAGGGUGGUUCAGCGCCAGGUUGUGAGGGGGGAGUAGAGGGAUCUUGGACUGCAAGACCUUGGGGUCUUGGUUUGGGUCUACCUGCUCACGCAUCUAGGUACCCAUCUGGGCCCCAGCUGCAGACCCACAUCCCCAGGCUCGUCAUUUGCCUCCAGCUUACCAGUGCUGCCAGCUGCUAGUUUUCCCAGAAGAGGAGGCUGAGAGGGUGUAUUUCAUCACACAGCAGGAGAGUCUGACCCUUUCUCAGGAGGCCGGAGAGAAGAAUCCAGGAGCAAGGCUCCAGGCUCCUGCCUCCUGCCUUCCCUUCAGGAGUAGGGUCCUUUCUUUGGGCUUGCGGGUCUCAGGACUCCUGACCCCUGCUUUCCUGGCAUGUUGCUGUGUUUGUGUGUCCAGUCCUGUAGAGGAGGGGCCAUUGUUCUCGUCAGCAGCCUGUGUCCCAAGACAAUGUUGAUUUAACUUUACUCUGCCUGUGAGUCUUCCUGUCUGAUGAGUGGAGAUACAGAGUGAGGUCUGCGUCCAGAUGUUGACAGAGGAGUUGGCACGGUCUUUUCCCAGUGCCCCUUUCACUGGGGAUCUCUAAUAUCCAUGUGUUUGUGUCAGAAUUGCUUGUGUACAUUUCUUCCUGUACACAAUAAAUAUUUGUUGGAGUGACAAAGUUGUCUCGUGUUGAUGGUGAUGUUUUGCCAGACACACAGUGCUGUUCACCUGCUGCUCCUUGGAGUAGAGGCGGGUUGGUUGGGGGUGAGCUGGGGGUACAGGCCACUCUGCAGGUUUCCCAGGCACUAAGUCUUUACGGCAUUCAGGUCUCAUCUGCUGGCCUCUCAGGUCCACAUAAGGUGUGAAUGACGACCUCAACUAUGUUCCUGUGAGUUGUGUGAAGAACAGAUAAAUAAAAUUGCUAAGUACUUUG